AUGGUCGGGAUACCACAGCCAGCCCUCAGGCUGCUUCGCUUCGCUGUUCUAGUAUACCUCGCAGGAUCGGUCGUAUUCACACUGCACUAUGUGUUUGUUCGGUACAGAGAACCGCAAUUGAACCAAGCAGCCAAGCCGCGAUCGCUCGUUGAGCCAGGACAAGCUACGUUCGACGUCGAAAGCAUGGUCUACUCCAAUCAAAUCAUGAACUGGAAGAGUACGGCGACAACUGCGCCGGGAACAUAUCCCGAACACAAGAUUGAGGAAGACACAGUGAUCCACAAGGUCUUUUCCAACACGAUACAGCCAUCCAAGGUUCUCCCCUACUAUUUCAAGGCUGGUCGGGAAUUCGACCCUGAAUCCGUUACCAUUACGACCUUGAUCACCUUCGACAGAUACCCAGUCUUCAGCAAACUGGUUACCAACUAUCAGGGACCAAUCUCGGUCACCAUCCACAUCAAUGAUGAUGAGAACCGGGACGAGAACUUGUCAAAGCUGCACGACAUGUACAACUCCAACCCAAACAUGAAGGAGUUUGUCGAUGUCCAUGUCGUCGUCGACAAGUUUGAUCGACAGUUCAAUAUGUGGCGUAAUGUCGCCAGGUUCUUUGCGCGCUCUAAUUACUUUAUGAUGCUCGAUGUCGACUUCCACAUCUGCACCAACUUGCAACACCACCUCUCACUCGACCCAGAGGCAAAACGACUGAUGAAGUCAGGAGUGGCGGUGCUAUUGCCCGCGUUUGAAUAUGUCGACCAGGAAGACGGCAUUGACUCUGCGACAUUCCCCAAGGACAAGGACUCUGUCUACAAGCUGGUCCAGGAGAAGAAGUUGACCAUCUUUCACGACUUUUUCCUGAAGGGUCAUAAUGCGACUGACUACGAGCGGUGGUACAAGACGGACUCUGUGUACAAGGUGACCGCCUACCAGCACUCGUACGAGCCCUAUGUCAUACUGAAGAAGGAGGGCACUCCUUGGUGCGACGAGCGUUUUGUUGGAUACGGCGCAAACAAAGCUGCAUGCCUGUUUGAGAUCUACAUCUCGGGCAUCGACUACUACGUUCUCCCUCGCGACUUUAUCAUCCAUCAGUCGCACCCUUACAAGGAGGAGACGCGGAAACAGGAGCGGAAGUAUAAUCGCAAGUUAUACCAAAACUUCCAAGAGGAGGUCUGCUUCCGGUACGCAAAGAGCUUUAUUGCUGCCAAUACGUGGGCCCAGCCCAAGGCGGAUAAUCUCAAGCAGCAGUGCAGCAAAAUCAAGGGCUUUAGAAUAGCCAUGGCCACCUUUCAGUAA
Messenger RNA from Linnemannia hyalina, 1290 nucleotides. The record is from the annotation of a GenBank genome assembly. NCBI's taxonomy places the organism in Eukaryota, Fungi, Mortierellomycota, Mortierellomycetes, Mortierellales, Mortierellaceae.